CCAGGCCCAUCUGUCCCCACCCAGCUGAGCCAUGCCCUCCCUGGGGACCAUCUGCAGCCUGCUGCUCCUCAGCGUGCUCUGGGUGGACUUGGCCAUGGCAGGCUCCAGCUUCCUGAGCCCCGAACACCAGAAAGUGCAGCAGAGAAAGGAGUCCAAGAAGCCGCCAGCCAAACUGCAGCCCCGAGCUCUAGAAAGCUGGUUCCUCCCAGAAGACGGACGUCAGGCGGAUGGAGCAGAGGAUGAGCUGGAAAUGCGGUUCAACACCCCCUUUGAUGUUGGAAUCAAGCUGUCAGGGGCUCAGUACCACCAACACGGCCAGGCCCUGGGGAAGGUCCUGCGGGACAGCCUUUGGGAAGAGGUCGAUGAGGUCCCAGCAGCCAAGUGAUCAUCCACAGAACCUGCCCGCCUAUCUGAUGUCCUCCAACUCAAGAGGCACUCCCCUGGCUUUUAAAUUACUUCUGCACCAACUCCCAGCUCUGCCUGGUACUAGCUUAAGAGGUGAAUAAAUGUUCAAACUGUA
Manis pentadactyla (Chinese pangolin) is the source of this 520-nucleotide messenger RNA. RefSeq names its product ghrelin and obestatin prepropeptide (gene GHRL). Gene Ontology annotation, biological process: gastric acid secretion; negative regulation of inflammatory response; regulation of response to food. The coding region runs from base 32 to 385 and encodes 117 amino acids. NCBI's taxonomy places the organism in Eukaryota, Metazoa, Chordata, Mammalia, Pholidota, Manidae. The transcript has 4 exons. Gene Ontology annotation, cellular component: extracellular region. Gene Ontology annotation, molecular function: growth hormone-releasing hormone activity; ghrelin receptor binding. The record is from RefSeq and is a predicted model, not a curated record.